AUGGAACUACAAGAGAUACCACCGGAACCAAUUCACGAUUUCAAGCCAUUUGAAGAGGAUGAACUACCUAAAGGUGUUCCAUAUAUUUUGUCAAGUAGAUUCAUAAGAAAAGCUCUGCGGAAAGUUCAAAAGCAUUCUAUUUGGCCCCUGACUGUCUACUUUCCACUGCAUGCCGUUAAUACCCUUAUCGUUCCAACGAUAUCGCCAGAGGGAGCACCUGAUGAUGUUCUCAUGAUGGUUCGAGAACUACUACCCUCAUAUACAAACAGUAUAUUAGCAAGUGCAAUUGGGCUACACGUCGGAUGCGGUUUAAUAAUACGCAUCUGGGAUUUGGUGAACAAAUGGAACGUACCGAAAAGGCGUAAAAUGAAGGUGACUGAUGAUAAGCAGCGCCAGUCUCAAAGAUCAAUUGGGCUUAUUGGAGGGUUUUCAGGUUAUUUUAUUGGGAUUAAUCGAAAUUUUUCGUACUCUCCACAGGUCUUAUCAGGCUAUAUACUAACACCGAUAAUAUUGUAUCAUAUGACUCUAAUGAAGUGGAUGCCUAAAAAAGUUGGUGUUGAUGUCGAUUUCACAUUUGUCAAAUGGAUUCUACAGAACAACAAAUGGAGUGUAAAGUGGGUUGGUGGGAUCGUCCCAUUGUCGGCCCUGAUUGCAUUCAGUACCUAUCAUAUAAUUGCUGGCCUAUGCCAGUAUGCCAAGGUGAAAAAGCUUGAAACAAGGAAAAAGAUUUCAACACUAAUAUUUGCCAUGACAAUGAGUGGAUUACUUGGCAUUUGGCGAUUGGCAAGAAGCUCUCCAGUUGUUGGGAUAGAUGGUUACAAACUAGUGGUAACGAGAAUGUUUUUAAGGUAA
This is a messenger RNA of Lachancea fermentati, 852 nucleotides long. The record is from the annotation of a GenBank genome assembly. NCBI's taxonomy places the organism in Eukaryota, Fungi, Ascomycota, Saccharomycetes, Saccharomycetales, Saccharomycetaceae.